Aspergillus luchuensis is the source of this 741-nucleotide messenger RNA. RefSeq lists its product as uncharacterized. Gene Ontology annotation, biological process: cellular response to oxidative stress. Lineage: Eukaryota; Fungi; Ascomycota; Eurotiomycetes; Eurotiales; Aspergillaceae. Bases 1 to 741 code for a protein of 246 amino acids. The transcript has 2 exons. The record is from RefSeq and is a predicted model, not a curated record.
AUGGGUUCCACUCAGCCGCAGUUCAAAAACCCUGCCACUGCCUCCCUCCUGGAGCUGGUCAAGGCCCGCCGCACCUACUACGGCCUGAAGGCCGAGAGCCCCAUCUCUGACGAUGCCAUCGAGAGCAUCGUCGCCGAUGCCGUCCUGCACGUGCCCAGCUCCUUCAACACUCAGACCUCCCGCGUCGUCCUGCUGCUGAAGGAGGAGCACCAGAAGGUCUGGGACAUCGCCAUCGCUGCCAUGGAGGGUCUGGUUGCCGCUGGCCACCUCCCCAAGGAGAACUUUGAGAACCAGACCAAGCCCAAGCUGGAAGCCUUCCGCGCGGGCUACGGAACGGUCCUCUUCUUCGUCGAUUAUGACUCCCUCGCCGGUAUCAAGGAGAAGUUCGCCAUCUACGCCGACAAGUUUGACCCCUUUGCCCUGGAGUCCAAUGCCAUGUCCCAGUACCUUGGUAAGUCAUCGACCCUCUUUCAUAAUUAUCAUCGGUCCAUGACGGGCUUUACCAUGUGUCAUGAGCAGUCGCUGACUCCCUUCCCAGUCUGGACCGCUCUGGAGUCUGAGGGCUUCGGUGCCAACCUGCAGCACUACAGCCCGCUCGUUGACGAGCAGAUCCAGAAGCAGUGGAACCUGCCGGCCUCUUGGAAGCUCGACGCUCAGCUGGUCUUUGGCGUCCCUACAUCGGAGCCCGGCGAGAAGGCUUUCGCGCCCCUGGAGGACCGCUUCAAGGUCUUUGGCAAAUAG